Molecule: messenger RNA, 1062 nt
Organism: Phaeoacremonium minimum UCRPA7
Lineage: Eukaryota; Fungi; Ascomycota; Sordariomycetes; Togniniales; Togniniaceae
Product: putative 3-dehydroshikimate dehydratase protein
Exons: 1
Coding region: 1-1062 (353 amino acids)
Source: RefSeq, a predicted model, not a curated record
AUGGCGCUGAGUAAGGUUGGAAUCACUUCCAUCUCGCUUGGGCGCAGCUAUGCGCGUCAUCAAUUCGUCGACAGACUCGCCGCAGCCCAGCAGUUUGGUUUCGACGGCAUUGAGCUGGCAUACGAGGAUCUCCUGGCGGUCACCAGGGGUUUGAACCACGAUGGCGUCAAUAAUGAGCCCGUUAGAGAUGCUCUGAUGUCCGCGGCACGUCUCGUUAAAGAUCUCUGUGCCCAACAUGAUCUCGAGAUCAUCUGCCUUCAGCCGUUCUCACAAUACGAAGGACUGGUCGAUGACGAAAUCCACGACGGGCGCAUCUAUCAGUUGCAUCUCUGGGUCAUGAUAGCUCACGAACUGAACACGGACCUCAUUCAGAUUCCCUCAAACUACCUCCCUGCCGACGAGCUGACUCGUGAUGUCGCGCACAUGGUGAGAGACCUUCAGGAAGCCGCUGAUAUCGGCGCAGCCGCCAACCCACCCAUUCGAUUUGCAUAUGAGGCCAUAUGCUGGGGAACCUGCGUCAACACUUGGGAGCAGUCUUGGAACAUCGUCAAAGCCGUCGACCGCGACAACUUCGGCCUCUGCCUGGACACAUUCCACAUUGCCGGCCGUGUCUUCGCCGACCCAACUGUCCCCGAUGGCAAGAUGCCUAAUGCCCAGCAGGCCGUCAACGACACCUUAGAUCGUCUUGUCAAGGAGGUCGACGUGAAGAAGGUUUUCUAUAUUCAGGUUGUCGAUGCUGAGAAGCUCACGAAGCCCCUCGUCCAGGGACACGAAUACUACAACAAAGAGCAGCCAGCACGAAUGAGCUGGUCACGCAACUGCAGACUGUUCUACGGAGAGGAGGACCUCGGCGCAUACCUGCCCAUCAAGCAAAUUGCAACGGCAAUCUUCGAUGGACUGGGUUAUACGGGCUGGGUCAGCCUCGAGCUCUUCAAUGUCAGAAUGUUGGACGAGGGUGAGGAGGUUCCUUCCGACUUGGCUUAUCGAGGUGCGAAGUCAUGGCAUAAACUAGCCCGAGACAUGAACUUAAGAGUUGGUUCGUCAGUGAGAGAGGAUUCCUAA